Sphaerulina musiva SO2202 is the source of this 2586-nucleotide messenger RNA. RefSeq names its product TFP11-domain-containing protein. Gene Ontology annotation, biological process: spliceosomal complex disassembly. Bases 1 to 2211 code for a protein of 736 amino acids. The record is from RefSeq and is a predicted model, not a curated record. The transcript has a single exon. Gene Ontology annotation, cellular component: U2-type post-mRNA release spliceosomal complex. Gene Ontology annotation, molecular function: nucleic acid binding. Lineage: Eukaryota; Fungi; Ascomycota; Dothideomycetes; Mycosphaerellales; Mycosphaerellaceae.
AUGGAGAAGCGCAAAUAUAAUGGCAGUGGCGAUACCGGUCCACGCAAAGCGCCCAAGGCCAGCGGCGGCAUGUCGUUCGCGCAGAAAAUGAUGGCCAAGAUGGGCUACAAGGAAGGCUCGGGUUUAGGAAAAGAAGGAGAAGGUAUUGUGGCCCCGAUCGAGGUUAAGCUGAGACCACAGGGCGCUGGUGUGGGUGCUGUCAAGGAGAAGACGGAGCAAUACAAGCAGGAGCAAAAGCGAGCAGCCGAAAAGCGAGGAGAGACCUAUGAAGACAGCAGCGAAGAGGAGCGCAAAGCCCGGCGAGCACGCAAGAAAAAGACGCCUGGCGUGAGCGGUGGUGGUGCAAGGACUCCGGGAAGUGCUGGUGGAGUGCGCAAGCAGAAGAUCAAGUAUCAAACUGUGGCAGACGUACAGGCUGCCGCGCCCGGACUGGAUGUGCCCCCACAGAUGCUGAGCUCUAUCAUUGAUGCAACUGGCAGCCAGACAAAGCUGCUCACGAGUGCUGCCGGUCUCAUGACGCCUGCCGGGUUUCAGACUGCAGACACUGAAGCUGAGAAGCUUGCAAAGCGUGAGAGAUUGGAGCUGGAGGCCUUCAUCGAAGCAUGGCAUGGUGUGCAGGAGCAGAAGGUGUAUGUCGAAGAAAGGGCAGGCCAGUUGCAGAUUGAAUCCGAGCAACAGAAAGACGAGCUGGAAAGAUUGCAGACUGUCGUUGAAGCUGUGGCAAAACUACAAGUGACCACGCGAUCCGGCCCACUCGACAGCGAGGAUCAUUUGGAAUGGGGUUUGCUGAUAGCGAAGCUCCGUGAGCUUCAAGAGAACCAUAGGCACGAUAUUGAGCGCUAUCAGCUAGGCGACGCUGCUGUGGGCGCACUGUAUCCAGUGUUCAAAAAACGAAUGGCAAAUUGGGAUCCGCUCAAAGAGCCUGAGCUUUUGGUCUCUGAUCUGCUACAAAUCGAGCCACUGCUCGGCCUAGAGACCAAAGAUGAGGUGAUCACUGCGCGGCACCUGACUGAAUUGGACCAGGACUAUGGAAGAUCGCACAGACAAAAGGCCACCUCAGCUUACGAGACGAUGAUAUACACGAUAUGGCUACCUAAGGUACGGACUACGAUAACGAAUUGGAAUGUGCUUGAACACAUACCUUUAGUGAAACUUGUCGAAGCAUGGCGGCCUCUGCUGCCUCCGUUCGUUUACAGCAAUCUAAUGGAUCAGUUGAUCGUCACGAAGCUGAUCUCGGCGCUGAAGACAUGGGAUCCAAGAAAGCGGGAACAUCACCACAGAAAGAUAGUAGUUAAGCAUGCCCAGCCACAUACAUGGCUCUACCCUUGGCUUCCUCACCUGCCGCCCUAUCAACUCGACGCGAAAGUGCCUGGCAGUCUACUUUCAGGUAUCAAGGACCGCCUGCGGAAGGUACUCGAUGACUGGAAAGUCACAAGUGGCGAACUUCCUGGCCUCUUGCAAUUGCGCGAUGUACUUCAUUCCGAGGUUGAUCAUGCUCUGGUCAGACAUAUCCUGCCAAAACUGGCGCGCCAUUUGUCGCUAGAAUUGGAGAUAGACCCAUCUGAUCAGGACCUUACUCCUCUGGAGAACGUACUGAAGUGGCAGUCAUAUUUUAAGCCUGAUAUUCUUGCUCGCCUACUGGUGGCAGAAUUCUUCCCCAAAUGGCUUGCGACUCUCCAUCUUUGGCUAACCUCAGGGGAGGCGAAUUUCGAUGAGGUUGGCGAAUGGCUAGAAUGGUGGAAACAGCAAUUGCCAAAAGAGCUCGAUCAUCACCCGGAAGUAGUGAAGGAAUGGCAGAAGGGACACGAGAUGAUCCACAAAGCCCUCGACUUGUUCGAAGAGGGUGGAGCAGUGACUGAGCUGGCCGCACCCGCUGCUGGACCCGUAAGACCUAUCGCGAAAGAGGUCGGCAAGAAGGUUGAUAGCCAGAGUGCUGCUUCGCAACGACCACGUGAGGACUUUACGCAGGACUUCAAGGAUGUGGUCGAAGAAUGGUGUGCGGAGGAAGACCUGACGAUGGUGCCCAUGAGAGAAGCACAUCUUCAGAGUGGAGCGCCGCUCUUCCGCAUUACGGCUAGUGCCACUGGCAAAGGUGGUGUUGUGGUGUACCUCAAAGGUGACAUUAUCUGGGCGCAGAAGAAGGGCGAUAGAAACGUUUACGAACCCAUGGCAAUGGACGAGAAGUUGGUCAAAAGGGCAGAAGGUCAAUGACACCACUGAGUCAAGUUGUCAUCGAGUCGCGUCGGAUUGAGAAAGGCGGACGAAUCGCCUAGUUGCGCCAUGUCAAUGAUCAUGGCGAUGCAAGAACAGCUGGGCAGCUAAUGACAAGGUGAGCUUCGAUGCCAUAUCACAACGGAGCAGAUACUCGUCUUGGUUUUUAGCUAAUUUGAGUAUCAUGUACGUUGAGCAGCUGUGACUCCGCGGUAGAUGGCGACGCGAAGCCAGCCUCUUUGUACUCCCACAAGCGACCGCUGUACAGCAUAGCCUCAGCUGUGCGCACACCAGAUGCCGAUGUAUCAUGCAUGCAGAACCACCUCGCGUAUGAAUACAUACCAGGUAGGCAUAGAUAGCCAGCUCAAGAGACUU